Molecule: messenger RNA, 1607 nt
Organism: Aethina tumida (small hive beetle)
Lineage: Eukaryota; Metazoa; Arthropoda; Insecta; Coleoptera; Nitidulidae
Gene: lark
Product: RNA-binding protein lark
Exons: 4
Coding region: 234-1322 (362 amino acids)
Cellular component (GO): cytosol
Molecular function (GO): mRNA binding; zinc ion binding
Source: RefSeq, a predicted model, not a curated record
UCACAUUCUCUGUGCGUUAAUCGCCAUUCGAGCAUCUGUUUCAUUCUUUUGCGGUCGUUGUUAUUUUGUGUCCCUGGCCUACAGUCCAUUUUGUGUAGAUCAACAACCGGCCCGUCCGUUCGUCGUCGUCGUCGUCGUCGCCGUCGCUGACAUCGUUGUGAAAGUCGAGUCGAAAGAGUAUUGAAAGAAUAACCGAAAUUGAGAAUCGUAAAGUAACCGAAGCCGCCGUGACGAUGCCGGGUUUUAGUAGCAGCGCGGGCACGUUCAAAAUCUUUAUCGGCAACCUUGCGGAGAAAACGGCAGUGGCCGAGCUGCGCCCGCUCUUCGAAAAAUACGGCAAGGUGGUCGAGUGCGACGUGGUGAAGAACUACGGUUUCGUUCACAUGGAAAAUGAAGCCGACGGCCGCGAGGCAAUCAAAAACCUCAACGGGCAACUGAUGAACGGGCAGACGAUGAAGUGCGAGGCCGCGAAGAGCCGCAAGGCGCCGCAGACGCCCACCACCAAGAUCUUCGUCGGCAACCUGACGGACAACACGAAGGCGCCGCAGAUACGCGAGCUGUUCAAAAAGUUCGGCACGGUGGUCGAAUGCGACAUCGUCCGCAACUACGGAUUCGUGCAUCUGGAAUCGUCGGGCGACGUUAACGAGGCGAUCAAAGAGCUGAACGGCACCAUCGUCGACGGGCAGCCGAUGAAGGUGCAAGUAUCGACUAGCCGGGUCCGUCAACGUCCGGGCAUGGGCGACCCGGAACAAUGCUACCGGUGCGGCCGCGGCGGCCACUGGUCCAAGGAGUGCCCCAAGGGCCUCGGACCGGACCGCUUCCGCGACCGGCUAUUCGGCGGACGCGAUCCCUAUCCGCCACCGCCGCCGCCGCCCUUCCUACGCGACCGCAUGAUGGGUCGAUUUGGGGACGGCUACGAUGGGUACUACGACAGAAGAUUCGAGGAGUCCCGUGACUUAUACGAGCGCCGCUACUCGGGCAUCCCGCCCCGCGGUGGCGAAAUCGGUAUGCGGGGCGGUCGCGGAGAUUUCUUGCCGCCUCCGUUGCCACCCAGGCGUGAACCAUUGCCUCCGAUGCCCUCCAUCGGCCUGAGAGGUCCACCAUCCGGUAGUUUGAGCAGCGGCAUGAGAGAUUCUACUUACUCCAGGACUGGAGGCGGCAGCGAGUACGGCAUGUUCAGCAGAAGAUCGCCACCUAGUUCCAGCGGCAUUCCCGGACAGAGAAUGAGCAGAAUGUAUGAAGACUUCAGUAGGGAUUCGUUCGAUGACAGAAGACCUGGUAUGAGGGGACCAUCUCCGUCAAGGCGAUUCACCCCGUAUUAGUUUUUGGAAAUUGAACAGGGGUAAUAAUACAUAUAUUAAUGUGACAUGAAUGUAUAUUAUAUUCCAUGUGCUGUAUCAGCAAUUGUCUUAUUUCUUUUCGUUUUAUGAAUACCCCUUUGUAUUUUCUGACCCUGUGUAUUAGGUUUUUUUAUAUAAGAUUGAUGUAUAUAAAGUAGUUAGUGUUUCAUUUAAUUAUAAGUGACAAAAUUAUUAUAUUUUAUACUUUUAUGUUUGUGAGGACUUACAAUUUAUAGUAAAUAAACAUACUAUUAUAGAAGUCAAAAA